CACUUCCGGUUAGGUCAUGGUACACGUCACGACUGUCUGCUGCUCCACGUCAACUCUGGCGAGAUCUGCAGAAAUAUUGACAAAUAACUUCUGAAAUUCACCGAGCUUGCAGCUGGACUGAAAGCCCGAUUCAUCACACAACUCGAGAGGAUCUCCUGCUGGACAGUGGUAGUUAAAAUAACUGCAAUAGAUUAUAUUUUAUAUCUGUUUUCGUAAAUUUGUAACCGUCCAAAAUGAAAAAGUCGCUGAUUGUGUGCAUGUACCUGGCGCUGUUGAUCGCCGUAACUCUCGCCAAGCCCGCGGAGAACAACCGGGUGAAAGAAGAGGCGAAGCUGAGCGACCAAGAACAUUUCGGAGGAAACGAACACAACCCAGAUUAUGAUCAUGAUGCUUUCCUUGGUCAUGAAGAUGCAAAGACAUUCGAUAAUCUCAGUCCAGAAGAAAGCAGAAACAGGCUCGGGAAAAUUGUUGAGAAGAUUGAUGCAGACAAGGAUGGAUUUGUCACGGAAGAAGAAUUGAAAGAUUGGAUCGUCUUACAACAGAGGCAAGCCAUCGACAGGGAUGUUACAGAGCGCUGGGUUUCUGUCGACUCGAAUAAGGACAAAAAGGUGGAGUGGAGUGAAUUCAUGCGAGGGACUUAUGGAGCAGAUGAACAACAAUUAGAGGAAGAGCUUUCAAGAAUGCAAGAGAAUGAACACAUGGACUUCAGCACUAUGAUCCGACGUGACAAGAAGAGAUGGAAGGUCGCUGAUAUCGACGGUGACGGUGAUCUGACCUACGAAGAGUUUGUCGGAUUUCUACAUCCCGAGGAGAAGGGUCAUAUGAGGGAGAUCGUCGUCGAGGAAACCAUGGAGGAUAUUGAUCAGAAUGGAGAUGGUUUUGUUGACAUUGAUGAAUACAUUGGUGACAUGUGGCCUAAGAGUGAGCGCGAGAAGGGCGGUGCAGAGCCUGAUUGGGUGCAGACUGAGCGUGAGCAGUUCUUUGCUUUCCGCGACAAGGAUGGCGAUCAUAAGAUGGACAAAGAAGAGAUAGGUCAGUGGAUCCUCCCGCAAGACUAUGACCACGCCCAAGCCGAAGCUCAACAUUUAGUAAUGGAAUCAGAUGCUGAUCACGACAAGAGGCUGACAAAAGCUGAAAUCCUUGAUAAAUACGACCUCUUCGUGGGAAGCCAGGCGACAGACUUCGGCGAAGCUCUGACCAGACAUGACGAGUUUUAAUUUUUGCUCCAUCUUGCCUUCCUCUAAGACUAGUCUAUGCAUGUCAAAAAAACAAUGAAAGAAACCAGAGGUAUUAACUCCUCAAAAUUUACAUGUAUGCCCUUCUGCCAGGAAUAUCAAAGUGAAUAGAGAUGACUACAGUGCUAUGGUUGGUUAUUGGUGAAAGGUAGCAAGUGACAUUUGAAAGUUAUGCUCUUUAAAUGAUUGCUUGGAGAAAGCUUCUCUAUGGAUGCCCAUCUCUUCAUAUUAUGGAGUUAUGCCCUUUUUGUGACAGCCAUGGAAUGCAUUGCAAGAUGCUGUAAUAAUCCACAUGUUGCAGACAUAAGGAAGCAAGUAGAAUAUGCUCAGUUUUCACAUUUUCAGGCUGGAGAUAUACAACUACGAAGAGACUUGUGCACCAUCUGAUUUAGAGCAUUCAUCCAUUCUACUUCAGAAAAAUGUGUGUUGUCAAUUAGUUCUACUUAAAUGCAGCAAAUAUGAAAAAAUCAAAGAAUGACACCACAAGGGCUCUGUAACAUAAGGCUUAGUUAUCAAGGUUUAUUCUUCUGAUUAAACAUUCACAAUAAUCAAUGUCUCUGGAUUAAACAAAAAUGAAGUGGAUCGAGGUGUUUCCCAAGAAGUUUAUGGUUAAGAUUUGAAGGUUGUCAAAUUUGGCUGUCUGCAUUGAAUAACUUGUGAUGAAAAGGAUGUGUUAGCUGCAAUCAGAUUUGAUUUGCUUUGUUUGUUAAUGAAAGAUAUAUCUUAGUAGAAAGCUGUACAAGAGUUCAAUAUCCUUUUGCCUUGAAAAAACUUGAAAACAAAUUAGGAAGAGAAGUUAUCUCUGGAAUCUUUCAAGUAGUUAAUAGAUAAUCAUGUAGAUAAUACAGAUUUGUAUUUUUUAGGAAAUAUUAAUUAUAGAAAUGUAUAUUUUGUGUCACAAUUUAUUCUACCAUCAAAUUCGUGCUUGUGAUGAUUAGUAAUAGAGGUGUAGAUUGUUGCCAUUUUUCAGAAAAAAAUCAUUUUGAAUAUUAAAACAGGUAACAUCUUGCACAUCUUUGUGAUCAACCUGAGGAAAUACUAUUUUACAUUUUGAUUCCCAUAGCAAUAGAAAACUCAAGUUGUAUGAUGAUUUUGAUCAUUUAAAAAUUACAUAGAUCUCUACUCAUUUUUGAUCGGCAGAAAUCACCAUCACUGCAUCAUGUAUUACGAUUCAAAACACAUUUUUUGUAACCUAUUUAUUUUUAUCUUUUAUAGUCAUGAACUUGCAUGAUUUGUUUUAUUUUUUUUUGUAACUGUUGAUGCAAAUUACCCGUGUGCAUAUUUGUUUUGCUCUCUGUACAAACUGAGACUUAUAUUUUAUGUUCCUUUUUGUGAUAACAUUUUCUUUUAUACAUGUUUGUUUUUGCACUCUUUCAUGAAACUGUGUUUUGUUAUUUCGAUGUAUUUAGAUUUAUUUAUGGUAUGUUUUAUUUUUCAUAACUCAUUUCUUCCUUAACACUUCAAUUUUUUUUCUCUCUUUUUUGGACGACUUAGUGAACUAGAGCAUUUGACAAUCAGGAGUGCAUCAUAUAUAGUUUGCAUUGAAACUUAUUCAUUGUGCUUAGAAAAAUGUAUUUGUUUUUUAAAUUUAUUUUACUAACUUUGUUCACAAUUUCAAUCUCAUGUUACCUCUGAAGUUUGCAUCUUUAGCACUGCCCUUCCUCUUUUCCAGAGAUAUGUUAAUGGAAUUUAAUUUACAAGUACUUGACAACAAUAUGUCCGUCCAACAUUUUUAUUUUGUCUUUUGUGUAACUGCCCCAGCAAAUUCCAAACAAUAUGAAUCGAGACCUGAUCACCUAAAAAGCAAGAAUAUUUCAUGCAGUCCCAUCUAUUUGAUUUGAAGUUAUAGUCAUGAAUGACAAGCGUAAGUUUAGACACAAAAAUACUGUUUACUUUGUUAUUUUAUUCCACAGAUGAAUAAUACUGAUUACAAUAGAUGGUUUGGAAUUACAUAUUUGUAACAUGAAUUUUGGACAUGGGAAUAUUGUGGUGGAAGCAAAUGACCUGGUCAAAAAAGAAAAAUAAUGAACAAUAUCAGCUGCUCGCCAGUCCCUGCUGGCAAAAGGAAAAAGUUAUGAAAAUGAUAGCUUUUUGUUUUUAUUUUUGAUUGGACAUUUUCUAUGCAAAAAACUUGCCAAAAUAUUCUUCAUAUUUUUUUGUACAUAGGCACUGCUAUUGGAACCAUUUUCAGACCAAGGCCCUCUGACAUAAAAGAUAAGAGCAAUUGUAUGAUUGAUUGUAUAAUGGAAAAUCAUGUAUUAAAAUUAAGAUUGAUUGUAAAUUUCAUAUUUCUUUACAUAACAGGGCCCUGCGAAAUUGUUAGUCUAACAGCAAUCUCAAAACGUAUCUCAUAAAAUUGGUUUUAGGUGCUGUUUCACAUGUUAAACUUCCGAUAAAUGACAUAUUGUUCAAUUUUAUUUUGCUUUAUGUUCAAUGAAAGGAAAGAGUUAAAUAUAAUUUCAGGUCUGGAAAUGGUCUCUGUCACAAACAAAAUAUUUUAUUUCUUUUGAAAUGUUACCGACUAUUAGAAUCUUAUUGUUGACUUGAUUGUCAAUGAUAUCAAAAUUACAAUAUGCAAGAUGGUAUAAUUGUGUUUUUAUUUUGUUAAAAUAUCAGUGAUUUAUGACGUGUGAGCUAAUCGUGUAGAAAAUCAUGUAAUUGAUAUUAUGAUGUAGAGUUUACUGCAUGUUGGUUACUUUUUUUUACUAAUAAAUGUAUAGGGAACAGCAUUCUUUCAUGUUUAAGAAGUAUGAGAACCAUAAAAACUAUACUCUAUUCGGAUGUACUGGUAUGCUUACCACUAGAAAUUAUUGGUGAGGUCCAUGCUGAAAAAAUGAACUCUGUUUUACACCUCAAAGUCAGACCAGCUGCAAUUUAUGCAUAUAUUUCCAUACUUAUGGGAAUGAUCGAAAGAUUUUUCUUUUCCUUUUAUAUUUAAAGAAUGAAGACUAAUUUCAUUAAUCUUAUCCAUUACUUUAGUGAUGAGUAACUUUACGGGUGCUAUACAUUAUUGGACAUACAUGUAUGUAGAAGGGGAUAGAGAGUGAGGAGGGGGGGGGGGGGGGAGUAUAUUGAUAUUUGAUUAGGGAGUUUUACUUAGCUAUAAUCUCUGUGCUAUUAUCAACUCAAGCAUGUAUCAUAAAUAUCGAGAAUAAACUAAUCAUGUUUGAAGUGAAACAUUUCAUAA
Molecule: messenger RNA, 4422 nt
Organism: Lytechinus pictus (painted urchin)
Lineage: Eukaryota; Metazoa; Echinodermata; Echinoidea; Temnopleuroida; Toxopneustidae
Product: calumenin-like
Exons: 6
Coding region: 234-1217 (327 amino acids)
Cellular component (GO): endoplasmic reticulum
Molecular function (GO): calcium ion binding
Source: RefSeq, a predicted model, not a curated record